Molecule: messenger RNA, 1708 nt
Organism: Physcomitrium patens
Lineage: Eukaryota; Viridiplantae; Streptophyta; Bryopsida; Funariales; Funariaceae
Source: RefSeq, a predicted model, not a curated record
AGUUUAGUGGUGAGAAUUCCACGUUGUGGCCGUGGAGACCUGGGCUCGAAUCCCAGCAGCCACAGAGACUACUUAUCUCGUUUUUACCUCAUUAACGUAUUCUUAGUAGUGCUGUCGUAUCUUCAGGACUGUCUGGGUUCAGUGUUGUUCCUGCUCUAACAGAAUAUAAGAGGUAACGUAUGGUGUCACAAGCUUCGUGCUCAGUUGAAGUUAAGUUCAAACUUCUCCGCUGGCAGUCAUAGCCGUCAAUUCCGUACGCAACUCCUGUCGUUGCUUCCGAACGUAGUCAUAAAACAUUUUCCAGCGGGUCUAAGCAUCUUACUGAAAGCUUUUCAAGGUGUUUGUUUUACUUCAUUCUUCUGGACUCGUGUGUCUUCUGGUGCGUGGUUGACGGUCUCGGCAGCUUCGAUUAAGCUUUUCUGUGGGUCUGGCCAUAGCUUUAGAGAUGGCAGAUCAGCCAUUCGGGUACCCUGAAACACCCCGAAGUGGAACUCCUCUGAAGCGCAAAUGGUGGAACAAAAGUGCAAGGCAAAACAAUCAUGGGUACGCUAGAGCCUUUCACGAGGGGAUGAAUGAGCAGGGAUACAAGAUUACUCGACUGAAGAUUUCGAAACCAGGACCGCUUGAAGACCAGAAGAUGAAUCGAGUCGUACCAACAAUGCUGGACAUAACCCUGAUGAGAUUAGCAUGCGCAACAUGGACCGGCAGCUGCCAUCCUCCCCUGCAGAUUCUUUGGAGCGAUUGGAGCAGCGAAUUGGUUGGGGGGUGAGCCGGUUUGAGAUGAGGGAGUUGACGAGACAUGAUAAACACAGACAACAAAAAUGGAAGUUGAGAAUCUUGUCUUGCAGGAUCGUCGUCCCUUGACACAGCAGGAAAUUGGCGAGCUUCGGCAGAGAUUGCCCCGACAAUAAUUUAGCAGCCCCGACGACAAUGGUAACACGCGAUAUUGCCUUGUCAAUAAAGAUGAACUCAAGCAUCGACGUUUGAUGCAUAUGAUUGUGUUCACUCUGUCUUAAAGUUUUCUUGUUAAGCUUAGUUGCAAAAGCGACUGGAACAACGCAGCUUCCGAAUGUACAAGAGAAGAACAAGCUUGUUUCGUGGUGACACCUUGAACAAUAUGAGACAAGACUUCCUUAACAGAUCACAAUUUCAUGCUUUGGUUGUGUCCAGGGUUAUCAUGAUGAGUUUCACAAUUUGGGUACGACUAUGUUAUUGAAUUCGCCGAUAAUUUCAACAGGUGUUCCUCAUUGAUGUGAACAAUCUCAAGGAUGGGACUUGUUUGACUGAGCGGGUAAGCUUCCGACACGAAAGUGUAGCAUGUAGACAGUUCCACAAAUAGGAUCGAGUUGUAAAGCAUAGACCAACAUAGUGUAGUUACUGAUCCGAAGUCUAGACGCCAGCAACACUCACCUUCCAGUUGGUGAAAAAAGCUCGACAAGAAACAUUUAGUAAAUAGCGCAUGUCUCCACCCUUUCAGGAUACGGCAAGCUUGCUCCACUCAAUCAAUUCAAAAGCUUACGAAAAUUAUGCAAAUAGAAAUCCAAACUGGCAUUUCGUGCCAACCAUGAUAGCCUGUAUUCUUAUCAGUACUGACAUAUAACAAAUUCUAGAACACAUUCGGAAUAAAAGUUCAGCUGACAAAAGGGCAGCAUGUCACCUCUAUUUCGUGAGUGAGUCAUUUGGUUCAUUCUAUAAGGCAGAAGGCAAC